AUGAGGAUUCCCAUUGCUGUGCAGCUUGGGCUGCUGGUGUUGCUGACUGCGGUCUCGGGGGUCGCGGUUCUAGCUAUCGCAACGUGGUUUACCACCUAUAAUUUUGUUGUGGAUGUCGAAUCGAAGGGCCUCGAACUCGUUGCGACCACCAAGGCCAGUCAAAUUGCUUCAAAUUUGGAUCUUCUAGAAACAACCUGCAAAACCAUCGCCACACGAAUCCUGAUCCAAUCAGCGUUGAAACGUUACUAUGCGGGGAACACAUCCGACGAGAACUGGACUAAUUCCAUAGCGGAUGUUCAAUCGGCCCUUGGUAGCCGAGGUUAUUUGGACCUUUACCAGGCCAUCAUCUAUUCAAAGAACGGCCAUGGAGGAGCAAAUGCUUUACUAAACCAGACCAGUGACACUGUUCCGGACAUCACCCUUCCAUACACGUACUCGAACGGGACUGCUGUGAAAUUGGGAAAUGAUGGACUGGGCUACCCUCCUUCUCUGUACCCAAAUCUGACUUACCAUGGCGGGCCGAGCGCCAACGACUCAGCAACUGCUUAUUCAUUCCCCGAUUAUAAACUUGGACUAGACUCGGCAAUGCUUCUUGGUCCAUUGAAAGUCAACAACUCCUUCUCUCUCCUGUCAUUGACCCUGCCUAUUGUCAACAACACUUCAGAUAUAGAAAUCUUGGGCUUCAUAACUAUUGUUGCUAGUGCCGCAAAUUUACAGAGUGUUGUUAGCUCGCGAGAUGGGCUAGCACAUACCGGCCAGAUUCUCCUCAUUGGACCCUCAAGACGAGCAAACACCUUCCUUUCUAGUGAGCAGCCUGCAACAGCCACAUCUAGCGCUCGUGUUGCCGGUCUUAGUGGAGCGCAUGUUCAUUACGUGUUCGAGCCUACCCCUUUGCCCACCCAAAUUAGCCGGCACAGUGGCAUGUCGACCGAUACGCCGUUUAUCCUUUCUACAUACCCGAUGGCUCUACAAACCUUGUUACAAUCAUACAUGAACGGAGGCAAAGCGAUGAGUGAUCUGUCAUCUCGAAACGAACGAGGGGCGAGUGUUGCUGUGGGUGCAGUUCGUCCGCAAAGCACCCUCGUUCAAUGGGUUCUUCUUGUAGAAGAGACUCACUCCGAGGCAUUUGCACCAGUUGCCAGAUUACGGAAGAUUAUUCUUGCAUGUGUUUUUGGCACAGCGGGCGCCAUAAUCCUCUUGGUCCCUAUCCUGACCCACUGGGCAGUUGCUCCUAUCCGAAGAUUGCGCGCAGCAGCCCAGAAAUCCGUCGAGCCCGAGAUUACACCACAUCGCCCCACCUCGGAGCCACAACAGAUUGGAUUCGAAGCCGACCAUGAACCGGGUGAUUUAGUUGAAAGAAUUGUGGAGCACAUGAAUGAGAAAAGCUCCCCUAGCACGUGGGCGAAACGCCUAAGGCGUCCCCUGGGGCGAUUCAACAGUUCCACAACUAUCGGCAAUACAAGAACUCACCGAGACUUCCAGAUACCGGGCAGAGUCAAAGAACGAAGACAUUGUGUCACGGAUGAGCUCACCGAGCUGACGAAAACUUACAACGAGAUGUCAGAUGAGCUCACUAUUCAGUAUAAUCGGCUGGAAGAGCGAGUGGCUGAGCGCACUAGAGAGCUUGAGAAGGCCAAAUUGGCCGCGGAAACCGCCAAUGAUAGCAAGACAUUGUUUAUCGCCAACAUCUCUCAUGAGCUCAAAACUCCCCUCAAUGGAAUCCUCGGCAUGUGUGCCGUGUGUAUGGGCGAGGAGGACCUGUCCCGGAUCAAAAAAUCACUUCAGGUGGUCUAUCAGUCGGGCGAUCUGCUUUUGCACCUCUUAAACGAUCUGCUUACAUUCAGUAAGAAUCAAGUUGACCAGGCUAUUCAGAUCGAGGAGAAGGAGUUCAAGUUGUCGGAUGUUCGAGCGCAACUGGCUAUCAUCUUCCAAAAUCAAGUUAAUGAGAAGCACAUUGACUUCAGCGUCAGCUUUGUUUCGAGUGGAAUGAUGGAGCCAAGAGGCAGUUCAUGUCGCGAAAACGGAUUGGAACGGACCCAUUCAGGGUUGGGUUUAACAAAGUCUGGCAGAAUGGCAGAUAUGGUCCUUUGGGGUGACCAACAUCGAAUCCUCCAGGUACUGAUCAACUUGGUCAGCAACAGUCUCAAAUUCACACCCGAGAACGGGAAAGUAGAAGUUCGCAUCCGCCUUGUGGAAGAGCCUUUGAGACUUGAAAUCAAUGGCCUGGCUCUGAAUGAGACGCUUCGACGCAACUCACGAAUCCGGUCCCAGACCGGCUCAAGUGUCAAUUCGUCGACCCGAGGCACUGCCGAUACGACCGAGGGUCAACCCAAAGGACAGCGAGUAUCACAGUCCGAUCUUCACCAGCUUAACUUCCAAUUUGAAGUUCAAGAUAACGGGCCAGGUAUUCCUCCUCAUCUCCACCGGCGUAUCUUUGAUCCUUUCGUUCAGGGUGACCUAGGAUUGAAUCGGAAAUACGGUGGAACUGGUUUGGGUCUCAGCAUCUGUGCUCAGUUAUCCCGCAUUAUGGGAGGUGACAUUCUGUUAGAUAGCGAAGAAGGAAAAGGGUCUCUUUUCACUCUGAGAAUCCCCUUGGGGUAUGUCAAAGAAGUGCCCCCAAGCACACAUGCUUCAAGCGUCCCAGGAUCGCGGACUCCAAGUGUCCUGUCCCUGGAAGACUUCUCCCACGCCGCGCGAACACCCUCAAACCAUGGAUCAGUGAGGAACGAACCCCUUGCGCCUGGAUUCGAGAAGUCAGAAAUUCAACCACGCUUAGUUGGAUUGAGUCAACCAUUCUUCACGCCGACAGUUCCAUCAUCUCCUGCAUCAGCACCCAGCAAUUUGUCAUCCAAUAAAAACUCAUCCGAUACGAAACGGAUCCGUGUAUUGGUUGCUGAAGAUAACACUGUCAACCAGGAAGUUGUCCGACGGAUGCUUGCGCUGGAGGAGGUCUAUGAUGUGACAAUUGUCAAAGACGGUCAAGAGGCAUAUGACACUGUCAAAUCAAAUAUGGAGAAGGGAGAUGUGUUUGAUCUAAUCUUCAUGGACAUCCAAAUGCCGAUCCUCGAUGGCCUCGAGAGCACCCGACUUAUACGACAGAUGGGCUAUUCUGCGCCCAUUGUCGCAUUAAGUGCCUUUGCAGAAGAAAGCAACAUCAAGGACUGCAUGGAUUGCGGAAUGGAUAUGUUCAUAAGUAAACCCAUUCGAAGACCUGCGUUGAAGCAAGUCCUCAGCAAAUUUUCCACCAUCAUUGAGGAAACUGAAGGCUCCUGA
Molecule: messenger RNA, 3273 nt
Organism: Penicillium robsamsonii
Lineage: Eukaryota; Fungi; Ascomycota; Eurotiomycetes; Eurotiales; Aspergillaceae
Gene: tcsB
Product: putative sensor histidine kinase/response regulator TcsB/Sln1
Exons: 7
Coding region: 1-3273 (1090 amino acids)
Biological process (GO): phosphorelay signal transduction system; phosphorylation
Molecular function (GO): phosphorelay sensor kinase activity
Source: RefSeq, a predicted model, not a curated record